AUGGCGUCGGUGAUUUCGUCGUUGCCUGGUCAACAACAACCGGUUGGGGAGAUGGAACAACCGAACCCACAAGCUGUUUCAAGUGGUACUGCUUGGCAUUCUUCAUCCGGCUCUAUUGGGCCAUUCUUUGCAGUUAUUUCUGUGCUCGCAGUUCUUGCAAUAUUUUCUUGUAUUUUGGGACGGAUAUGCACCCGGAAUGAAGUGACCUCACUAGACACUAUGAAGCAUAGAGGCUGCUUUGGAUGGCUGCGGUGGAAGUGCCGACGGUGCAUGACUGGAGAUGUUGAGGUGGGAGCUAAAGUCAUGGCUUUUGGUGAAGAUCAAAGAUUUGAAGGAAAGGAUAAAGAUUCCCUACAUGUUGAACAACUGAAUCAAUUAAAGGAGAUAUUUGCUCGGUUUGACAUGGACUCGGAUGGCAGCCUGACCAUUUUGGAACUUGCAGCAUUAUUAAGGUCUCUGGGACUCAAGCCCUCCUGUGACCAAAUUCAUGCUUUAUUAGCCAGCAUGGAUUCUAAUGGCAAUGGUUUUAUAGAAUUCGAUGAACUGGUCCAUGCCAUAUUACCUGAUAUAAAUGAAGAGAUUCUUGUAAAUCAAGAGAAACUUUUAGGGGUAUUUCGUUUAUUUGAUCGCAAUGGGAAUGGCUACAUUAGCGCCGCCGAGCUAGCAGGGUCUAUGGCCAAAAUGGGGCAACCAUUAACGUACAAGGAACUCACAGAGAUGAUCAAGGAGGCAGAUACUGAUGGUGAUGGUGUCAUUAGCUUCAAUGAAUUUGCAACUGUUAUGGCAAAAUCAGCCAUGGAGUUCUUAGGCAUCAGUUUGCCAUUUACCAAUUGA
Messenger RNA from Dovyalis caffra, 834 nucleotides. Lineage: Eukaryota; Viridiplantae; Streptophyta; Magnoliopsida; Malpighiales; Salicaceae. The record is from the annotation of a GenBank genome assembly.